Molecule: messenger RNA, 1710 nt
Organism: Cucumis melo (muskmelon)
Lineage: Eukaryota; Viridiplantae; Streptophyta; Magnoliopsida; Cucurbitales; Cucurbitaceae
Product: E3 ubiquitin-protein ligase SPL2
Exons: 6
Coding region: 211-1428 (405 amino acids)
Biological process (GO): protein ubiquitination; organelle organization
Molecular function (GO): ubiquitin-protein transferase activity
Source: RefSeq, a predicted model, not a curated record
UAGCCACAACCACGCGGGCGGAUUGCCUAACGAAAAGUUCGCCCAUUACGCUACCAAUUUCCCAAUUUCUGCCGUUCUCUUCCAUUUUGGCCUCCCUUAUCACUCCCCAUAACUGCCGCAGCGGGCGUUUAUUCAGCGGUGCCGGUCGUCGUCUCCACCGCAUUCAAGGAGGGAACUAUUUUCACCGUCACAGAAACACGGAAUUCCCUCAUGUCCACAUCGGAGCAAGCCCUUGUUACUUUACUCUCUCGUUUUGCUUUAUCGUUUGAUGGAGCGGUUUUAGGCGCUGCCCUAGCUUAUGCUACCGUUCGUACCGUCCUUAAACUGACUGCUUCUUGCUCCGCUCUCAAUGAGCUCCGUAAAGCUCCUUAUGUUACUGUUUCUGAUCUUCGUCAUAUCGUUUCCGACGGAAAUUCGGAACAAUCCGAGUCUGAUCGGAAGCUUGUUGUUGUUCGUGGCACCGUGGAGACUAGGUCGUCUGUGGAAGGUAAUUGGAAGAGCUUACAGCCUAAUGUAUUGAUUUCUCAGGAGUCUGGAGAUAGAGCGGUGAUUAUUCAGCGAACUCAAGUGUGCAUAUUCAACGAAUGGAAAGGCUUUUUCGGAUGGACUUCUGACUUGCGUGCAAUUUUUGGAAGAACCUUUAGAAAGCAAGAGUCAACAUCAUUUAGAACGGUUCCUUUUGUUCUCGUUGAUGGUCAUUCAACAUACUCUGAUUUUGUUGUUGUUAACAUGGAAGGCUCAAGACAUCCCUUACCUCUUACAACUGUGUAUCAUCAACUGCAGCCCGUUUGUGCUACUCCUUAUACCUUCCUUCAAGCAGUUUUUGGUCACGAGUAUCCUGUUGGAGUGCUUGAUGAGGAGAAAAUACUUCCAUUAGGAAAAAAUAUCAGUGCUGUUGGUAUAUGCAGUUUUGAAAAUGGAGUUCCUGUCAUAAAGUCUUGCAGUGAUUUUCCCCAUUUUCUAUGUGAAAUGACUAAGGAUCAGAUGAUUCUAGAUCUAGUUUUCAAAACAAAAUUUCUAUUUUGGAGUAGUAUUGUCCUCGGUUCAUUGACAGUAGGCAUUCUUGGUUAUUCUGCUGUGAGAAAUUGGAAUAGAUGGAAACAAUGGAGGCAACAUAGACGGUUACAGAAUUCAAGGAAUGAUUCCACCACGUCACAACUGGAUUCAAGCAAUGACAUUCCUAUUUAUGGUGAUUUUGCAUCAGACGACGAGGCAGCAACUGUUCCAGAUGACGAGUUAUCAUCAAACGUUCCAGAUGGACAAUUGUGCGUGAUCUGUCUCAUGAGGAGAAAACGAUCUGCUUUCAUUCCGUGUGGUCAUCUAGUUUGUUGCGAACGAUGUGCUGUGUCAGUUGAACGUGAUUCAUCUCCCAAAUGUCCCAUUUGCCGCCAGCAAAUCCGUAGUUCUGUACGGAUUUACGAUUCGUGAAGAGAAACAAAUCAUCUUUUCAGGUUCUAACUACGACAAAUCCCGUUUUGCUGAUAUUAUACUGCUUGAGAUUUCAUAUAAAUGCCAAUCCCUUCCACAAGACAGCAGAUGUGAAGUUUGUUUUUCCUCGUCUAUUUGUAACUAUUUAUCCCCACAUUUUGAUCUCAGGGAUUGUUCUUUAAAGUUUCUAAAGCCACAUUUGAAGUAAUGGCUCUUGUAAAUAUCAGAUAAUAUACACUUUUGAUAUUGUGAUAUGAGAAAAAGAAACUCUAGUAUUGGCUC